AUGGAGUUCGUGGUCCUCCUGUUGACAGUGCUCCUGGCGGGGCCGUCCACCUCCUGCGGGGGCGGGAACUGCCGUAGGUACUCGGUAGCGGGAAGCAAGCAGCGCAGCCGGGGAGGGCGGUCACCCACCAGCUUCUUCAACAUCGGCGACGCUUUUAAUGGCUUCGGCGGUGGAGACAGCGGCUACGGCGACGUGGGUAACGGAGGUUAUAACGGCGGUGGCUUAAAAGGCGGAGAUGACUACAAUGGAGGUGGCUUCAAAGGCGGAGAUGGCUACAGUGGCGGUGGCUUCAAAGGCGGAGAUGGCUACAAUGGCGGUGGCAUCAAAGGCGGAGAUGGCUACAAUGGCGGUGGCUUCAAAGGCGGAGAUGGUUACAAUGGAGGUGGUUUCAACGGCGGAAACGGCUACAACGGCGGUGAUGAUGGCUACAGUGGAAGCGGUAGUAGCUACAACGGGGGUGGUAGUGGCUACAACGGAGGCGGUAGUGGCUACAGUGGAAGUGGUAGUAGCUACAACGGAGGCGGUAAUAGCUACAACGGAGGCGGUAGUGGCUACAACGGGGGUGGUAAUAGCUACAACGGAGGCGGUAACGGUUACAACGGAGGCGGUAGUGGCUACAACGGGGAUGGUAACAGUUACAACGGCGGUGGUAACAGCUACAACGGAGGCGAUGAUGACUACAACGGAGGCGGUAGUAGCUACAGCAGGGUCGGAGGUAGUUUCAAUGGCGGCAAUGGGGGCUACAGCGGCGGUGGCAACGGUUACAGCGGCGGCGGUGGCAACGGUUACAGCGGCGGUGGUAACGGUUACAGCGGCGGCGGUGGCAACGGUUACAGCGGCGGCGGUGGCAACGGUUACAGCGGCGGCGGUGGCAACGGUUACAGCGGCGGCGGUGGCAACGGUUACAGCGGCGGCGGUGGUGGUUAUAAAAAUAGUGGUUCGGGAAUUUCCAUUGGGAGCAGAGGUUACAGUGGCGGCGUUAGGUACAGCGAUGGUGGUCCAGCAUUCUUCGCAGGAGCGGUGACAACGGUGAUGGUUAUAGCGGAGGCAGUAGCAGUAAAGGUAGUGACUACAGCGGAGGUAGUGGGAGCUACAGCGACGGUGGGAGUUACAGCAAUAAAGGUACAAAAGGAGGAAGCUACAAGGAGCCUGGCUACUCAGGUAGCAACAUCAGCCCUCCGUCAAAUGGCUACCUCCCUCCAGUUGAUAGCUAGAGUGACAUGUCUCCUGCCUCUUCUGGUGGGCCUGGUCUUGGCCAGCUGCUUUGCUGUGAUGGGUCAGAGUUACGACGACGGAGACUACGAUAACACAGGAGGAACCUUGGAUGAUUCCGGAUACGAUGGGAAUUUAGGUGAAUCCUACGUGGGUCCUGGAGGAUCUUAUGUGAGUCCGGGUGGAUCCUAUGUGGGUCCGGGAGGAUCUUAUGUGAAUCCAGAUGGUUCUUAUGUGAAUCCGGGUGGAUCUUAUACAUCCCACAACCCACCUGAGGGCGGCAGACAUCCCAACCCAACUGAGGGCGGCAGACAUCCCAACCCACCUGAGGACGGCAGACAUCCCAACCCACCUGAGGACGGCAGACAUCCCAACCCACCUGAGGGCGGCAGACAUCCCAACCCACCUGAGGACGGCAGACAUCCCAACCCAACUGAGGACGGCAGACAUCCCAACCCAACUGAGGGCGGCAGACAUCCCAACCCAACUGAGGACGACAGACAUCCCAACCCACCUGAGGACGGCAGACAUCCCAACCCAACUGCGGACGACAAAAGACUCAGCACACAAAGCUCAGCUACUCUACUAGUAGUUCAUUAA
Procambarus clarkii (red swamp crayfish) is the source of this 1812-nucleotide messenger RNA. The record is from RefSeq and is a predicted model, not a curated record. Lineage: Eukaryota; Metazoa; Arthropoda; Malacostraca; Decapoda; Cambaridae.